This is a messenger RNA of Oryza sativa Japonica Group (Japanese rice), 1404 nucleotides long. Its product is annotated as cysteine synthase-like. NCBI's taxonomy places the organism in Eukaryota, Viridiplantae, Streptophyta, Magnoliopsida, Poales, Poaceae. Gene Ontology annotation, molecular function: cysteine synthase activity. Gene Ontology annotation, cellular component: cytoplasm. The record is from RefSeq and is a predicted model, not a curated record.
UCACAAGUCACAAACAAAACUAUAAACUCCUCUCUUGUAGUAGCAGUCUGUAAGCAGCCACAGUCGUCAGUGCCUGCCCUGUUACCUGUUCGAUCCUCCUCUCGAUUCCCUUGAGAGAAGCCAAGGAGGAGCAGGAGAGCGGCCGGCCAUGGAGGGAGAGGGGAUUGGGAGGAGAGGCCUUCCUUCACUGCUCGGUUCCUCUUCCAGCGAAAGCGGCGGAAUCGGGCAAGAACACAUUGCCUCUGACAUCACGCAGCUCAUAGGAUGGACGCCACUGGUCGAGCUGAAGCGAAUCGCCAGCAAGGACGGAAUAGAUGCCCGGAUCGUCGGCAAGGUCGAGGCCUAUCAGCCCCUCUGCUCCGUCAAGGAUCGCAGCGCUUUGAGAAUGAUCGAGGAUGCAGAAGAGAAAGGGCUGAUUACUCCUGGUGUCACAACUCUAGUCGAGCCGACGAGUGGCAAUCUGGGUUUAGGAUUGGUGCUUGUUGCUCUUCGCAAAGGUUACAGGUUCGUUGCAGUUAUGCCGGGCCAGUAUUCGUUUGAUAAGCAGAUCUUGCUGAAAUACAUGGGAGCUGAAUUGUUUCUAUCAGAUCCAACACUCGGGUUUCAAGGCUUAGUCGACAAGGUCGAACAGCUCAAGAAAGAAUUACCCAAUGUGCACGUUCUUAAUCAAUUCUCAAAUCCAGCAAAUCAGGAGGCACACAUGAGAUUGACUGGACCUGAGAUUUGGAAGGAUACUGCUGGCAAGGUAGACAUAUUUGUUACCGGUUCGGGCUCAGGAGGUACGGUAUCUGGCGUUGGAAAGUAUCUCAAGCUGCAAAAUCCAGCGGUGAAGAUCAUUUGUGUGGAGCCUGCAGAGAGCCCAGUCAUUUCAGGUGGGGAGCCAGGUAAACAUAAAAUUCAGGGAAUAGGGCCAGGACUCAUACCUGAUAUGUUGGACACCUCGGUCAUCGAUGAAGUCGUCACGGUAAACACUGAUGAAGCAAUGGUGAAUGCAAGGAGGCUGGCAAUGGAAGAGGGCCUCCUUAUGGGCAUUUCUUCUGGGGCAAACCUGGCAGCUUGCUUGAAGGUCGCGUCGAGAGAGGAAAACAAGGGGAAGAUGAUUGUCACCAUGUUCCCAAGCGGGGGUGAGAGGUACAUGAACUCUGACCUCUUUGCAGCUGUGAGAGAGGAAUGCAAUGCCAUGACAUUUUAAUCUCACUGGUUGUUCAGAAGAAUCAAGAACAGUUAUGUGUAAAACUAUAGGAGGGUAACUUGUACCACAAUGUACACAUAGCACGAUCUUGCAAAGGGAUUUAUCGGCAAGGAGCCAAAGAAUUUGUACGAAUUGUAUAUUUGUACUAGUCAUUAGUCAAUAAAUAAAUGAAAUAAUUUGCUCACUUCGUGUGAGUAAAUUUCGGAAAACUA